CGAUAUUUCCCGCGAGCUCUCUCUGUAGCGGCACACAGGAUUGUCAACGCUGGUCUGUGUGCUAGCUAGAAAAUCUGAUAAGUUGGCAAAUUCCACGUGAUUAAUAAAAUUCUUGUUUAACUAAAUAACAGCAAACAACAACAAUCAACAUGAGUUUACUCGCCAAAAUCGCGGAAAUUGAAAAUGAGAUGGCCAGGACGCAGAAGAACAAGGCCACAUCCAAUCACUUGGGUCUGUUGAAAGCUCGCCUCGCCAAGCUGAGGAGGGAACUCAUCUGUCCCAAGGGAGGCAGCGGCGGGGGUACUGGCGAAGGUUUUGAUGUGGCCAAAACGGGUGAUGCCCGUAUCGGGUUUGUGGGCUUCCCUUCUGUGGGGAAGUCCACGCUGCUUAGUAACCUGGCGGGGGUGUACUCUGAGGUGGCGGCCUACGAGUUCACCACCCUCACCACGGUGCCCGGCGUCAUCCGCUACAAGGGAGCCAAGAUCCAGCUUCUGGAUCUGCCAGGAAUCAUUGAGGGGGCCAAGGACGGUAAAGGCAGAGGGCGACAGGUCAUCGCCGUGGCCCGGACCUGCAACCUGAUCCUCAUCGUACUGGACGUCCUGAAGCCCCUGGGCCACAAGAACCUGAUCGAGCACGAGCUGGAGGGCUUCGGCAUCAGGCUGAACAAGAAGCCGCCCAACAUCGGCUACAAGAGGAAGGACAAGGGAGGCAUCAACUUCACCGCCACUUGUGUUCAAAGUGAGCUGGACAGUGACCAAGUGAAGAGCAUCCUGGCAGAGUACAAGAUCUUCAACGCCGACAUCACCCUGCGUGGAGACUGUACCGCCGAUGACCUCAUCGACGUCGUUGAGGGCAACCGGGUCUACCUCCCAUGCAUCUAUGUGCUCAACAAGAUCGACCAGAUCUCCAUCGAGGAGCUGGACGUCAUCUACAAGGUGCCCCACUGCGUGCCCAUCUCGGCCCACAGCCGCUGGAACUUUGACGAUCUGCUGGAGAAGAUGUGGGAUUACUUGAAGCUAGUGCGCAUCUACACCAAGCCCAAGGGCCAGCUCCCUGACUACACGUCGCCGGUGGUUCUGCCCGACGACCACACGGCUGUGGAGGACUUCUGCCUGAAGAUCCACAAGACCCUCAUCAAGGAGUUCAAAUACGCCCUGGUGUGGGGGGCCUCGGUGAAGCACAACCCCCAGAAGGUGGGGAAGGACCACGUGAUGGACGACGAAGACGUCAUCCAGCUGGUGAAGAAGUAGACGCCCAUCGCCAUGGCGCCCUGCUCGGCCCUGCCCCGUUCCUCGUGCCGCGUCCUCCACCACCCGGGACGCGUCCCACAACGUCUUGACUUCACCAACGUAUACCAGUUGGAUUUGUUACUGGUCCAGAGAGAAAUCCCUCGGCCCGUGUUUAAAUACCUUUAAUAGUUCACAUUGAAUAUCGACAAAUGAGACUUGGGGAGAAGAAUAGAAACCUGUACAAUAAAAUGCUUUUAAAGGGC
Messenger RNA from Gadus macrocephalus (Pacific cod), 1492 nucleotides. RefSeq names its product developmentally regulated GTP binding protein 1 (gene drg1). The record is from RefSeq and is a predicted model, not a curated record. Gene Ontology annotation, biological process: cytoplasmic translation. Gene Ontology annotation, cellular component: cytoplasm. Gene Ontology annotation, molecular function: GTPase activity; GTP binding. The coding region runs from base 150 to 1250 and encodes 366 amino acids. NCBI's taxonomy places the organism in Eukaryota, Metazoa, Chordata, Actinopteri, Gadiformes, Gadidae. The transcript is spliced from 9 exons.